UUCUGACCCAAAUAUAAUUUUUGUUGCGAGGGAGUUUUGUAUUAGGGCACAGACCAGUUAGAGUUGUCGCGUUAUUGAACGGAGUUGGUAGCACAGCGAUGAUGCUUUCCGGGGAUAUUCCGCCUAAUCAAUCGAUAUACAUAAAGAAUCUCAACGAGAAGGUCAAGAAAGAAGAGUUGAAGAGAUCUCUUUAUGCCUUGUUCUCACAAUAUGGUAGAAUUUUGGAUAUUGUUGCCUUGAAAACUGCCAAGCUUCGUGGACAGGCAUGGGUUGUGUUUAGUGAAGUGACAGCUGCCAGUAAUGCAGUUCGACAGAUGCAAAACUUUCCAUUUUACGAUAAACCUAUGCGUAUACAAUAUGCAAAAACUAAGUCAGAUUGUGUCGCUAAAGCAGAUGGUAGCUUUGUCCCAAGAGACAAGAAAAAGAAGCAAGAGGAAAAAGCUGAAAGGAGGAGACGUGCUGAAGAUUCACAGCAAUCUGCCACUGCUAAUGGUACAAGAGCUGACAGAAAUGGAGGCCCAACUGCUUCCUUCGGAAAGCCAGGUGCACAAGAAGCUGCUACAGCCCCAAACAACAUACUUUUUAUACAGAAUUUACCACACGAGACAACAAGUAUGAUGCUGCAAGUGCUGUUCCAACAAUACCCUGGUUUCAAGGAAGUCCGAAUGAUAGAAGCAAAACCAGGUAUUGCCUUUGUAGAGUUUGAGGAUGAUGUGCAGUCAUCGGUUGCCAUGCAGGCCCUUCAGGGCUUCAAAAUCACUCCGCAGAAUCCCAUGGCCGUUACUUAUGCCAAGAAGUAAACUAACCUAUUCAUUGUGUGUGUCUUUCCCCUUUUUUUUUUGGGUGGUUUUGUAUUGCUGAGGAAUUGUAACAUUUGAAGAGUUUUAGGUAAAAAUGGUGCUUGUAUGUUGGCUGAUGUUCUUUCUAGUUAUGCGUUUCUAACUUCUUGUGUAAGCUAUAUUAAAAAUUGUUUUUGUUUUGGAUCAAAACUGGUGAAGGCUAUGGCCAUCACUAAGCUUAAUCUAGAGGAAUAUAACUUUUUCUU
Molecule: messenger RNA, 1045 nt
Organism: Camellia sinensis
Lineage: Eukaryota; Viridiplantae; Streptophyta; Magnoliopsida; Ericales; Theaceae
Product: U2 small nuclear ribonucleoprotein B'' 2
Molecular function (GO): RNA binding
Source: RefSeq, a predicted model, not a curated record